Phodopus roborovskii (desert hamster) is the source of this 3148-nucleotide messenger RNA. RefSeq names its product phosphatidylinositol-4-phosphate 5-kinase type 1 alpha (gene Pip5k1a). Bases 314 to 3019 code for a protein of 901 amino acids. The record is from RefSeq and is a predicted model, not a curated record. Gene Ontology annotation, biological process: phosphatidylinositol metabolic process. Lineage: Eukaryota; Metazoa; Chordata; Mammalia; Rodentia; Cricetidae. The transcript is spliced from 22 exons. Gene Ontology annotation, molecular function: phosphatidylinositol kinase activity.
GUGUGCGUUUGGGGGACUUCUGCUGCUGCUUUCUCCUUUAGGUUUGUUUGAGCCGAGACGCGGCGACCCCGGCAGCCGGCUCGAGUGUCCCUGUCUUUGAGCGAAGGUAGCUUUUGCGGAGAGCAGUUCGGGAGCUCUCCUCCAUGCCGGGCAGGUGGUGCGGUCCUGAGCUGGUCCCGGAGCCCGAACGACGCCUGUGAGAAGCCCGCAGAACGCGGGUUCCGUGAAUAGACGUGGGGAAGAUUCGAUUCCGAGAAAAGGAAGAGCCGGAUUGAAAGGGAGCGAGGCCGCUGAGGGGGAGGGGGCUGCCAAGAUGGCGUCCGCCUCCUCGGGGCCAGCGGCGGCCGGGUUUUCAUCCCUUGAUACCGGGGUCCCUGCCGGUACCGCAGCAGCAGCAUCUGGAAUCAAGAGAACCAUAGGAUCUGAGGGACCUAAUGCCUCUGUCAUGCCUAUCAAGAAAAUAGGCCACCGAAGUGUUGAUCCCUCUGGAGAAACUACAUAUAAAAAGACAACUUCAUCAGCCUUGAAAGGUGCCAUCCAGUUAGGCAUCACCCACACAGUGGGCAGCCUGAGUACCAAGCCAGAGCGAGAUGUCCUCAUGCAAGACUUCUACGUGGUGGAGAGUAUCUUCUUUCCCAGUGAAGGGAGCAACCUCACACCAGCUCAUCAUUACAAUGACUUUCGUUUCAAGACCUAUGCACCUGUUGCCUUCCGUUACUUUAGAGAGCUAUUUGGCAUCCGACCUGAUGAUUACUUGUACUCCCUUUGCAGUGAGCCAUUGAUUGAACUCUCCAACUCUGGAGCUAGUGGUUCCCUCUUCUAUGUGUCCAGUGAUGAUGAGUUCAUCAUUAAGACAGUCCAGCAUAAAGAAGCAGAAUUUCUGCAGAAGUUGCUUCCAGGGUACUACAUGAAUCUUAACCAAAACCCUCGAACUUUGCUGCCUAAAUUCUAUGGACUGUACUGUGUGCAAGCAGGCGGCAAGAACAUACGAAUCGUGGUGAUGAACAAUCUCUUACCUCGGUCAGUCAAAAUGCAUAUGAAAUAUGACCUGAAGGGUUCAACUUAUAAACGGCGGGCUUCUCAGAAAGAACGAGAAAAACUUCUCCCUACCUUUAAAGACCUGGACUUCCUACAAGAUAUCCCUGACGGUCUUUUUUUAGAUGCUGACAUGUAUAGUGCUCUGUGUAAGACUCUGCAGCGUGACUGUUUGGUGCUACAGAGCUUCAAGAUAAUGGACUAUAGCCUCCUGAUGUCAAUCCACAACAUAGAUCAUGCACAGCGAGAGCCCAUUAACAAUGAAGCACAAUACGCAGUUGACACUCGAAGACCAGCCCCACAGAAGGCUCUCUACUCCACAGCCAUGGAAUCCAUCCAGGGCGAGGCUCGACGGGGCGGCACUGUGGAGACUGAGGACCACAUGGGUGGCAUCCCUGCCCGGAAUAACAAAGGGGAAAGGCUCCUGCUUUAUAUUGGCAUCAUUGAUAUUCUGCAGUCUUACAGGUUUGUUAAGAAGUUGGAGCACUCUUGGAAAGCACUGGUACAUGAUGGGGACACAGUAUCAGUGCAUCGUCCAGGCUUCUAUGCUGAACGGUUCCAGCGCUUCAUGUGCAACACAGUGUUCAAGAAGAUUCCCUUGAAGCCUUCUCCUUCCAAAAAGUUUCGGUCUGGCUCGUCUUUCUCUCGGCGAUCAGGCCCCAGCGGCAACUCCUGCGUUACUUACCAGCCAUCGGUGUCUGGGGAGCACAAGGCACAAGUGACAACACAGGCAGCCGUGGAGCCAGAUGUACACCGUGGGCGUCCUGAUGUCUUACCUCAGACUCCACCUUUGGAGGAAAUCAGUGAGGGCUCACCUGUUCCUGGCCCCAGUUUCUCACCUGGAGUUGGAGAGCCUUUGCAAAUACUAAAUUUGAGUGUGGACAACAGUGAGUACAUGCGGAAUGGAGACUUCCUUCCCACCCGGCUGCAGGCCCAGCAGGAUGCCGUCAAUAUCGUAUGUCACUCAAAGACCCGAAGCAACCCUGAGAAUAACGUGGGCCUCAUCACACUGGCCAAUGACUGUGAAGUGCUGACCACACUCACCCCUGACACUGGCCGCAUCCUCUCCAAGCUCCAUACUGUCCAACCCAAGGGCAAGAUCACCUUCUGCACCGGCAUUCGAGUGGCCCAUCUGGCUCUGAAGCACCGCCAGGGCAAGAAUCACAAGAUGCGCAUCAUUGCCUUCGUGGGUAGCCCUGUGGAGGACAACGAGAAGGAUCUGGUGAAACUAGCCAAACGCCUCAAGAAAGAAAAAGUGAAUGUUGACAUCAUCAAUUUUGGGGAGGAGGAGGUGAACACAGAGAAGCUGACAUCCUUUGUGAACACACUGAAUGGCAAGGAUGGAACCGGAUCACAUCUGGUGACGGUGCCUCCUGGACCCAGCUUGGCUGAUGCCCUCAUCAGUUCUCCUAUUCUGGCCGGUGAAGGCGGUGCCAUGCUGGGUCUUGGUGCCAGUGACUUCGAGUUUGGAGUAGACCCCAGUGCUGAUCCUGAGUUGGCCCUAGCUCUUCGUGUUUCUAUGGAAGAGCAGCGGCAGCGGCAGGAGGAGGAGGCACGGCGGGCGGCUGCAGCCUCUGCAGCCGAGGCUGGAAUUGCUACGUCUGGGACUGAAGACUCGGACGAUGCCUUACUGAAGAUGACCAUCAGCCAGCAGGAGUUUGGCCGUGCUGGGCUUCCUGACCUAAGCAGCAUGACUGAGGAAGAGCAGAUUGCCUAUGCCAUGCAGAUGUCACUGCAGGGGGCAGAGUUUGGCCAAGCAGAGUCAGCUGACAUUGAUGCCAGUUCAGCCAUGGACACAUCUGAGCCAGUCAAGGAGGAGGAUGACUAUGAUGUGAUGCAAGACCCGGAGUUCCUUCAGAGUGUGCUAGAGAACCUUCCAGGUGUGGAUCCCAACAAUGAAGCCAUUCGAAAUGCAAUGGGCUCUCUGGCCUCCCAGGCCACCAAGGAAGGCAAGAAGGACAAGAAAGAAGAAGAGAAGAAGUGAGACUGGAGGGAGAGUAGCUGAGUCUGCCCAGGGGGCUGUAAAGAGGGGUGGACAUAGACUCAGAUGUGCUGUCUGCAGCCUUUACAACCCGAAUAAAGCUUGGCAAGUUUUUCCUUUUGCUGACCUGAA